Molecule: messenger RNA, 1695 nt
Organism: Aspergillus affinis
Lineage: Eukaryota; Fungi; Ascomycota; Eurotiomycetes; Eurotiales; Aspergillaceae
Product: DNA-(apurinic or apyrimidinic site) lyase APN2
Exons: 3
Coding region: 1-1695 (564 amino acids)
Biological process (GO): base-excision repair
Cellular component (GO): nucleus
Molecular function (GO): DNA-(apurinic or apyrimidinic site) endonuclease activity; zinc ion binding; double-stranded DNA 3'-5' DNA exonuclease activity
Source: RefSeq, a predicted model, not a curated record
AUGUUCGACAUUCUCAAGGCCGACAUCGUCGUCUUCCAGGAAACCAAGAUCCAACCUAAGGAUUUGCGAGAUGAUAUGGUUCUAGUACCUGGAUGGGACUGCUACUUCAGUCUUCCACGCAUCAAAAAAGGCUACUCCGGAGUGGUCAUUUACACUCGCAAUGCAACCUGUUCUCCCAUCCGCGCCGAAGAAGGUCUUACUGGUAUGCUUUGUCCGCCCAACUCGUCGAUUCCGUUCCGAGACCUCCCCGAGGAUCAGCAGAUUGGGGGAUACCCGACUAUAGAACAACUUUCUCAGCUCGAGUUAGACGCCACUACGUUAGACUCGGAAGGCCGCUGCAUCAUCUUAGAAUUUCCAGCAUUUAUUCUUAUCGGAAUUUAUUGUCCGGCUAAUCGGGAUAAAACGCGUGACUCUUUCCGACAUAGCUUUCUGGAUCUAUUCGAUGCGCGCAUCCGGAACCUAGUAGCAAUGGGCAAACGCGUUUUCGUUACAGGCGACAUCAAUAUCUCCCGAGGGGAGAUUGACGCGGCACAUGCAGCUGAAGCUAUUCGGAAAGGCACAACGACAGACGACGAGUUCGUGUCUGUGCCUGCACGUCGGCUGUUCAAUCAGCUGCUGGCCGACGGAAAAGUAAUCGGUCCUCGCGAUAACAACCGAGAACAGCCCGUUCUGCAUGAUAUUUGUCGCUCGUUUCACCCAGAUAGGCAGGGCAUGUACACCUGCUGGGAGCAGCGGAUCAAUGCGCGACCAGGAAAUUACGGAUCAAGGAUCGAUUACGUUCUGUCCAGUUUAGACAUGCAAGAGUGGUUCUGCGAUUCGAAUAUCCAAGAAGGACUGAUGGGAUCUGAUCAUUGUCCAGUUUACGCUGUCUUUAAAGAUUCUGUCCCCCUCGAAGAUACCGAGGUCAAUAUCCGCGAUCUCAUGAACCCCCCGGGCGUAUUCUAUCACGGAGAGCGCCAGAGCGAAUACUCCACUAAGCUCCUUCUCCCUCUUUCCGGGCGACUGAUCCCAGAGUUCAACAAGCGAAGAAACAUCAAGGACAUGUUUACACAGAAGCCCAGUGCUGUCCCGAAACUUAUUACGCCAUCAAUAUUAGCUGCAUCUACUGAACCUCCUAACAACACUCUUACAACUUCAGUACCUGACCAAUCCCAACAGGCACCAAAAGGUACCGUCCGUAAACGCACUGAAAGACCUGAUCUCUCUCCGCCCGUUAAACGCACUAAGUCUAUCUUAACAUCUACGCCCGCACCACCUACCACGGGCCAGAAAACCCUCAAGGGUUUCUUCAAACCAAAACCAGAUUCCUCUAACUCGAUUAAGUCCAAGAUUACACCUAACCUAUCUUCUCUCUCUCAAGCGUCUAAAACUUACCUACCCUCUCAAUCACAAUCACAACCUUUACCUCAACUAUUAUCCCAAGACGCUGACUCAACUCCGGACUGCGAAACUGAUACGAUAAUUGACCCUAUCACCAGCAAAGAAGACUGGACGAAACUCUUCACUAAGAAACGCCCCCCAGCAUGCGAAGGACACCAAGAAGAGUGCAUCCGCAUGACAACCAAGAAACCGGGAAUUAAUUGCGGACGGGCGUUCUGGAUCUGUCCGAGACCGCUAGGGCCGAGCGGGAAUAAAGAGAAGGGGUCGCAGUGGCGGUGUCCGACUUUUAUGUGGGCAAGUGAUUGGAAUCCGUAG